AUGGUUGCUGGAAGGAAUGAUGAUGCGCUUGCGGCGACAUUGACCUUGUUGGCCGGUGCCAUUCCGCAAAUGAAUGCUGGUGAUCGGGAGCGUGAUGUUGAUGAGUUCCAUGCGCAAAAGGUGCAGUUUGACACUCAUAUGCUUGAGAAAGAAGCUGAGGAUUGGUGGCGCAAAACUGUUCAGAGAUUUGAUGAAGAUGGCAUUGAAGUAACUUGGGAACUUUUCCCUGAGUAUGCUGCAAAGUUUGAGGAGUUGAUCAAAUUUUGUCCCCAUUACAAUACUGCUAAUGCUGAGAGAUCCAAGUGUCUUAAGUUUGUGAAUGGCUUGAGACCUGAUAUCAAGAAGGAAAUGGGUUACCAACAAAUUAUGAGAUUUUCUGAUUUGGUUAACAAGAGUAGGAUCUAUGAUGAGGAUAGCCGUGAGAGUGCUGCUCAUUACAAGUCCUUGCAUGAUAAGAAAGGAAAAGGGAAAUUCCGAGGGAAGUCGUAUGAUGGUAAGAAGAAAGUUGGUGAUGGUAAGAAGCUGAGUGGGGGAGGAUCUCACACUCUUGUCAAGUGCUUCAUAUGUGGUGUUGAGGGACAUCGUGCUCCCGAGUGUCCUAAGGGCGAUGUGACUUGUUUCAAGUGUGGCAAGCAAGGUUACAAAUAUUUUGAUUGCAGAGUUGGUUCGAAUGUGACUUGCUAUAACUGUGGUGAGCAAGGGCACAUUAGUACCAACUGCAACAAGCCGAAGAAGGAGCAAGCCAAAUGGAAAGUGUUUGCAUUGUCCGGUGUUGAUACUUCUGUCGAGGAGAGAUUGAUUCGAGGUACGUGCUUUAUUAAUAAUAUGCCUUUGAUUGCUAUUAUUGAUACCGAUGCGACACAUUCUUUUAUUUCUUUGGAUUGUGCUAAGAGAUUGAAUCUUGAAUUAUUUGUUAUGUGUGGAAGCAUGGUUAUUGAUACUUCGACAAUGGGUUCCGUGACUACUUCACCUGUUUGUUUAAAAUGUCGUUUGAAUAUUUGUGAUAAAGAUUUUGAAGUUGAUUUAGUGUGUCUUCCAUUUAGUCAAAUUGGUGUUAUUUUGGGAAUGGAUUGGUUGAGGGCCAACCAUGUCUAUAUCAAUUGUUUUGUGAAAGCUGUUCUUUUUCUUGAGCCAGAGGAGGAAGGUGAUUUAUUCUUGUCUACUCAACAAGUGAAUGAAUCUGUGUGA
Lathyrus oleraceus (garden pea) is the source of this 1188-nucleotide messenger RNA. RefSeq lists its product as uncharacterized. The transcript has 3 exons. Gene Ontology annotation, molecular function: nucleic acid binding; zinc ion binding. The coding region runs from base 1 to 1188 and encodes 395 amino acids. The record is from RefSeq and is a predicted model, not a curated record. Lineage: Eukaryota; Viridiplantae; Streptophyta; Magnoliopsida; Fabales; Fabaceae.